AUGGCAAUGGAGCCUUCACAAUGCGAGCUAUAUAUCUAUGCACCCAGCUUUUCUCUGGCAUUGGCGGCUAUUAUUAUCUUUUCAGUCCUAACGACAGUUCAUUUCCUGCGUAUGACUAGAUCCAAGGCAUGGAGCGGUAUAUACUUCGUCCUUGGCGGCAUUGCACAAACUUCGGGUUAUACAGCGCGCUUGUUUUCAACACAGGACCCAUGCAACCGAGUCGCAUAUGGCAUCCAGUCCGUUCUACUACUACUAGGACCAACCGUGAUGAUGUUCUCCGUUAAUCUUGCCAUGAUUGAAUUUACUCGAGCACUCAGAGCUGAGAGGUUUUGUUGGAUUCCAAUCGACUUCCAGCGACCAGUAUGCCUUAGUGUCAACACAGCCUUGGUUCUCCUUCAGUUCAUUGGAGGUAUAAUGACUGUUUCGUCUACCACCAUGAACGUCAUUGCGAUGGCUACAAAAAUUGGAAUCGCGGUCUUUGUAACCCAAACAAUAUUCUGGCUUUUCACUCUCGCGGAGCACACAUAUAUGACGAUACGCCUGCGCCAUGUGCUGGAUGAGGCCAAUAACUUGAAACCGGUCUUUCCGAAUUGGAAAUAUUGGAGUCAACUCUUUGGCCUCGCAAUUUCUAUCAUUGCAACUGGUCGAAAUAUCGUAAGAUUGACGAUGGAUGGUGGAAUUGCAUUUCUUAUCGAAAACGAAUGGCCAUCAUAUGCAUUCGAUGGUUAUCAAAUGAUCAUAGUUAUGGGCGCUUGGGCAAUCUGGUAUCUACCAGGCAAGCUUCAAGCUGAACUGGAAACCUACACGAGCCUCCCCAUACAUACCAGGGAUCCAAGAUUUUCAGGAGAAGGCAGGGCCCAGAGAAGGCAUGAUAGAGUGCAACGAAGACAAGAAAGACUUGGCAGAGAACAUCUUGAAAGCUAUGGAUCGUAUUAA
Messenger RNA from Penicillium malachiteum, 936 nucleotides. RefSeq lists its product as uncharacterized. NCBI's taxonomy places the organism in Eukaryota, Fungi, Ascomycota, Eurotiomycetes, Eurotiales, Aspergillaceae. Gene Ontology annotation, cellular component: membrane. Bases 1 to 936 code for a protein of 311 amino acids. The record is from RefSeq and is a predicted model, not a curated record. The transcript is spliced from 2 exons.